AUGGGUGGGGUGGAGGGGUUCGUUCUGUCGGGGUGGAUUGAGAGGUUGUGUCGGGGUCCAGAGCUCGUAAUAGCUAUUGCGGGAGUUGAAUCGUACGUUGGGAGCGUGAGCGGGCCGGAGGAGUCGGUCAAGCCGUUGCUAUGUAGGACCCCCCACCGCACCUCAGACAGCAGGAUAUCGUGGAAGUGCAAUGCUUACGAGAGGGAUAGGGUCGUCUUUGCGCUUUUUAUUGUCAAUAAGGCUGGUAGUCUGAUCUACCAGCGCGAUUUUGCGGAGGGGCUGUCGAAACUCAGCACGAACGAAUACAUUAUCCUCGCUGGCACAUUCCACAGUGUCCACGCCCUCACCACCCGCCUACACCCCCUACAACACAACGCCCCCCGCGGCUCAUUACUCGACCGUCCAGAACCUCCCUCAGGCAUCGAAGUCCUGGAAACGGAGAACUUCCGGCUGCAGUGCUUUGAGACGCUGACGGGGACCAAGUUUCUGAUAUUCACGGAGCCAACGCAGCAGAAUGUGGAUUCGAUCCUGAAGAAGAUCUAUGAGUUGUACGCGGACUACGUGAUGAAGAACCCGUUUUACCAGGUCGAUAACCCGGUCAGGUGCGAGGUGUUUGAUCGAAAGCUGGUGGGAUAUGUGAGGCCGCUGAAUCAUAAGUAG
Molecule: messenger RNA, 660 nt
Organism: Pseudogymnoascus verrucosus
Lineage: Eukaryota; Fungi; Ascomycota; Leotiomycetes; Thelebolales; Thelebolaceae
Exons: 3
Coding region: 1-660 (219 amino acids)
Biological process (GO): endoplasmic reticulum to Golgi vesicle-mediated transport
Cellular component (GO): TRAPP complex
Source: RefSeq, a predicted model, not a curated record